Cucurbita moschata (crookneck pumpkin) is the source of this 1416-nucleotide messenger RNA. Its product is annotated as fructose-1,6-bisphosphatase, cytosolic. The record is from RefSeq and is a predicted model, not a curated record. Gene Ontology annotation, cellular component: cytosol; cytoplasm. The transcript is spliced from 12 exons. NCBI's taxonomy places the organism in Eukaryota, Viridiplantae, Streptophyta, Magnoliopsida, Cucurbitales, Cucurbitaceae. Gene Ontology annotation, molecular function: fructose 1,6-bisphosphate 1-phosphatase activity. Gene Ontology annotation, biological process: fructose 1,6-bisphosphate metabolic process; sucrose biosynthetic process; gluconeogenesis. The coding region runs from base 108 to 1238 and encodes 376 amino acids.
GUCCAUUCCCUUUCUCUGUCUCAAACUCAAAAGCAAUCAGCCACCACUCCAUUUCUACCCUUUUUCUUCCUCCGCCACGUGUCCCCCCUAACAAAUGGUGUUUCUGUAUGUGUGUAUAUAUAUAUACACAUUGCGGCUUCAUCACAUCCCUCGAAUUUAGCACCUCAUCCAUAUUCCUUCUUCUUGUUCUUCUUUGGAUUGCCAUGGAUCAUGCGGCAGAUGCUCAGAGGACGGACUUGAUGACCAUUACUAGGUUCGUCUUGAAUGAGCAAUCCAAGUACUCUGAAUCGCGUGGGGAUUUCACGAUUUUGCUUAGCCAUAUUGUUCUUGGCUGCAAGUUCGUCUGUUCUGCUGUUAAUAAGGCAGGUUUAGCCAAACUUAUUGGACUUGCUGGAGAGACCAAUGUUCAGGGUGAAGAACAAAAGAAAUUGGAUGUGCUCUCAAAUGAAGUCUUUAUCAAGGCUUUGGUCAGCAGUGGUAGAACUUGUAUCCUUGUUUCUGAAGAAGAUGAAGAACCGACAUACGUCGAGCCAUCUCGGCGUGGAAGGUAUUCUGUGGUGUUUGAUCCAUUGGAUGGAUCCUCCAACAUUGAUUGUGGGGUUUCUAUUGGAACGAUUUUUGGAAUCUAUCAGUUGAACGACAGCCAUGAACCUAACCUAGAAGAUGUCUUGCAACCUGGAAAGAAUAUGGUUGCAGCAGGCUAUUGCUUGUAUGGCAGCUCUUGCACGCUUGUUUUAAGUACUGGAACUGGUGUUAAUGGAUUCACUCUUGACCCUUCUCUUGGAGAGUUCAUCUUAACUCACCCGGACCUUAAGAUUCCAAAGAAAGGAAAAAUAUAUUCAGUGAAUGAAGGAAACGCGAAGAACUGGGACGGUCCGACCGCAAAGUAUGUAGAGAAGUGCAAGUUUCCUACAGACGGAUCGUCCCCCAAGUCUUUGAGAUAUGUUGGAAGCAUGGUAGCUGAUGUCCAUCGUACAUUGCUUUAUGGUGGUAUAUUUUUGUACCCUGGUGACAAGAAGAGCCCCAAUGGCAAAUUGCGUGUGUUGUACGAGGUUUUUCCGAUGGCGUUCUUGAUAGAGGAGGCAGGAGGUCAAGCGUUCACCGGAAAAAUAAGGGCACUUGAUUUGGUUCCAAAGAAGAUACAUGAGAGAUCUCCCAUAUUUCUUGGUAGCUAUGAUGAUGUUGAAGAGAUCAAAGCUUUGUAUGCUGCUGCUGAGAAUGGAGGAAGGAAUGAAUGAAUGAAUAACUUCAAAAUUUACCACUUCUAGUUGAUGUUGGCUUCAUUGCAUUUGUGGCCAUACAAUUCUAAUGUCUUGUUCAUUCUUCUUACUUCUUUAAUGUUAAUGAAUGCAUAAAAUGUGGACAUGCGAACGAUUUCAUUCGCUUCGAUUAUCUUUAAGUUGUUCUUGACGGUAA